Adineta steineri is the source of this 807-nucleotide messenger RNA. The record is from the annotation of a GenBank genome assembly. Lineage: Eukaryota; Metazoa; Rotifera; Eurotatoria; Adinetida; Adinetidae.
AUGACAAAAUGUCUUCUCAAGGCUUUAAAAGCCGUUGACCUUGACAAACAUAUUGGAUUAUUUCGUUCACUUGGUUAUGAUUCUGCAGGUGCAUUAGCACAUUUUCGUACCGAACAUUUUGAAAAAUUAAAUUUCAAUGAACAAGAAUUACUUCAUUUAAUUUCUUUACUGGAUGUUCUUAAAGAAGCAACACGUGAUGGAAAAAUUUGUACACAUAAUUUUUCUUCAACAAAAUCAACUCAACAACAGCAACAACAAUCAAAUAUCAAAUCUAAUCCUAUUAUACGAGCUGCUUGUUCAAUAGAUAUAACAAGACGUUCAUCAAUACAACGGAAUUAUUCAGAUGAUUUUAUAAUACAAAAAACAUCGACAGUUCUUAGUAGAGAACAUAUUAUACCAACAAAACCUAAUCAUCAAAUUAUUUCAGGAUCAAAAUCAUUUUUAAACCGACCACCAAUUGAACAUGUGAAAGUUAAAUCAUAUAAUUAUGGUAUUCCAACUAGUAGACGUUCGCGAAGUAAUACUCAUCGUAGUAAUUUUCAACAGGAAACAAAUUAUCACCAUAGUCCAUUAUUUGUUUCAUCUCCACGUCAUACAACCGAUACAAUAUCAUAUGCUAAACCAGCUGAAAUAUAUGUUUAUGCUCGUAAACGACCGUUAUUAUCAAAUGAAACAAAUUUUGAAGAUACAGUAACUGUACCUGAUAAUAAACGUGUAAUUAUUACAGAAAACAAAGCAAAUCUUGAUUGUACACCUUUACUUAAAAAAGUAUUUUUUGAAAAAAAAAAGAUUGAAAUAAAUAAUUAA